GGUUGUGUACGUGGAAGGAGUCCGCGCAUGCGCAGUCUCGGCCCUUCCUCAGCUGUGCUUGAGUCGCUGAGGGUUCUCUCCCUGCUGGGGAAAGACGGUGGGGCUAUGGCUUCCUGCUGACAGAGCCUGCAGAGUGGUUGAGGGGGCGAGGCCGCUCUGCCGCACCCUCCCCGGGGCCUGAGGCUGUCAGCCUGGCCUUGUCGGUGCCGCUGCCGCCACUGCUGGCUGAGGAGGAGCGAUGAGCUGGUUCAACGCCUCCCAGCUCUCCAGCUUCGCCAAGCAGGCCCUGUCCCAGGCCCAGAAGUCCAUCGACAGAGUCCUGGACAUCCAGGAGGAGGAACCGAGCGCUUGGGUGGAGACCAUUCCCUACGGAGAGCCGGGAAUAAGUUCCCCUGUCAGUGGAGGAUGGGAUACUUCAACCUGGGGGUUGAAAUCAAACACUGAACCUCAGAGUCCACCAACAGCCUCUCCUAAAGCAAUUACAAAGCCAGUUCGGAGGACUGUAGUAGAUGAAUCUGAAAACUUCUUCAGUGCCUUUCUCUCUCCAGCGGAUGUCCAGACCAUUCAGAAGAGUCCAGUGGUAUCAAAGCCUCCAGCUAAAUCACAACGACCAGAAGAAGAAGUGAAAAGCCCCUUACAUGAGUCUUUACACACUGUACAGUCAAAAACUACUGAAACAACUGAAACAAAAGUGAAGGACUCUUUGUGUGUAUCACAGCAAAGUCUGGCAGUAGAUGCUCUAUCACCUAAAACUGAAGGUCAGCCUGAAGAAACUGUUAAUAAAGAACCUGAAAGGAAGGUGCCAACUAUACACUUGAAAGUAUCUGAAAGCACAACUAAUGUAAAGACAACUACGGAAACUGUAUCUGCUGUUUCUACACACUCUCUCACAGCAGAAACCAAGGUUGUGGCUUUGGAACCAAAGGAACAAAAACAUGAAGACAGACAGAGCAAUACUCCUUCUCCUCCUGUUAGUACCUUCUCAUCAGGUACUUCUACCACCAGUGAUAUCGAAGUUUUAGAUCACGACAGUGUUAUAAGUGAGAGCUCAGCAAGUUCAAGGCAAGAGACUACAGAUGCAAAAUCAAGUCUUCACCUGAUGCAGACAUCUUUCCAGCUUCUCUCUGCAUCUCCUUGCCCUGAAUAUAAUCGUUUAGAUGAUUUCCAGAAACUAAACGAGAGCUGCGGCUCAUCUGAUGCUUUUGAAAGAAUAGACUCAUUUAGUGUACAGUCAUUAGAUAGCCGGAGUGUCAGUGAAAUCAAUUCAGACGAUGAACUGCCAGGCAAGGGAUAUGCUUUAGUGCCUAUUAUAGUUAAUCCUUCAACCCCAAAGACUAAAAUAGUUGAAUCUAUUGGAGGAAAACCUGAAGAAGAAGUAAAUGAAACAUUAAGUAUACCUGCUGAAGAAGCAGAAAUGGAAGAAAGUGGGCGAAGUGCAACUCCUGUUAACUGUGAGCAGCCGGAUACCUUGGUUUCUUCUACACCUAUGAAUGAAGGACAUGUUGUCUUGGACAAGGUAGUAGAGCAAUGUGAAGCUGCUGAAAGUCCACCAGAAGCACUCUGUGAGAAGAAAGAUGUUUGCAAGACAGUUGAACUUCUGAAUGAGAGACUGGAAAAAAGGGAGGCUCAGUUAUUAUCUCUUAGUAAAGAAAAAGCACUUUUAGAAGAAGCUUAUGAUAACCUAAAAGAUGAAUUGUUCAGAGUGAAAGAAGAAAGCAGUAGCAUUUCUUCCUUGAAAGAUGAGUUUACCCAAAGAAUUGCAGAAGCAGAAAAGAAAGUUCAGCUAGCCUGCAAAGAGAGAGAUGCUGCUAAAAAGGAAAUAAAAACUAUAAAAGAAGAACUUGCCAUUAGAUUAAAUAGUAGUGAAACUGCAGAUCUUUUGAAAGAGAAAGAUGAACAGAUUCAAGGACUAAUGGAAGAGGGUGAAAAACUUUCAAAGCAGCAGUUACAUAACUCUAACAUCAUUAAGAAACUGAGAACUAAAGACAAAGACAAUGAAAAUAUUAUUGGAAAACUGAACAAAAAAGCUAAAGAGCUAGAAGAGGAGUUACAGCAUUUAAAACAGGUCCUUGAUGGCAAAGAAGAGGUUGAGAAGCAACAUAGAGAAAAUAUUAAAAAACUAAAUUCUGUAGUAGAUCGUCAAGAGAAAGAUCUUGGUCGACUUCAGAUAGACAUGGAUGAACUCGAAGAAAAGAACCGAAGUAUUCAGGCUGCCCUGGAUAGUGCAUACAAAGAACUUACUGAUCUUCACAAAGCCAGUGCUGCAAAGGAUAGUGAGGCACAGGAAGCAGCUCUGAGUCGUGAAAUGAAAGCUAAAGAAGAACUUUCUGCAGCAGUAGAGAAAGCCCAAGAAGAAGCCCGUCAACAGCAAGAAACAUUAGCAAUUCAAGUAGGGGACCUUAGACUAGCACUGCAACGUGCAGAACAAGCAGCUGCCAGAAAAGAGGAUUAUCUGCGACAUGAGAUCAGUGAACUUCAGCAGAGACUCCAGGAAGCAGAGAAUCGGAAUCAAGAACUGAGUCAAAGUGUUUCAUCAACAACAAGACCAUUGCUUAGACAAAUAGAAAAUUUGCAAGCAACCCUAGGGUCCCAGACAUCAUCGUGGGAGAAGUUGGAGAAGAAUCUUUCUGAUAGGCUUGGGGAGUCCCAGACCUUGUUGGCAGCAGCAGUUGAAAGAGAACGUGCAGCUACAGAAGAACUCCUUGCCAACAAAAUCCAGAUGUCUUCCAUGGAAUCACAGAAUUCUCUCUUGAGACAGGAAAACAGUAGACUUCAGGCCCAGCUAGAAUCAGAGAAAAAUAAGCUAAGAAAACUGGAGGAUGAAAAUAAUCGGUACCAGGUUGAAUUAGAAAACCUAAAAGAUGAAUAUGUAAGAACACUUGAAGAGACAAGGAAAGAAAAGACAUUGUUGAGUAGUCAAUUAGAAAUGGAAAAAAUGAAAGUUGAACAAGAGAGGAAGAAAGCCAUUUUCACUCAAGAAGCAAUAAAAGAAAAGGAACGCAAGCCAUUUUCUGUUUCUAGUACUCCCACCUUGUCACGCUCGAGUUCAGUAAGUGGAGUUGAUAUGGCAGAGCUGCAAACAUCUUUUCUGUCUCAGGAUGAGUCUCAUGAUCAUUCAUUUGGACCAAUGUCUGCAUCAGCGAGUGGCAGCAAUCUUUACGAUGCUGUAAGGAUGGGAGCAGGGUCAAGUGUUAUUGAAAACCUGCAGUCUCAGCUAAAGCUAAGGGAAGGGGAAAUUGCACAUUUACAGCUGGAAAUUGGUAAUCUAGAAAAAACUCGAUCAAUAAUGGCUGAAGAGCUAGUUAAAUUAACAAAUCAAAAUGACGAACUUGAAGAAAAAGUGAAGGAGAUACCUAAACUUCGAAUUCAGCUACGAGAUUUGGAUCAAAGAUACAACACUAUUUUGCAGAUGUAUGGAGAAAAAGCAGAAGAAGCAGAAGAACUUCGAUUAGAUCUUGAAGAUGUAAAAAAUAUGUAUAAGACUCAAAUAGAUGAACUUUUAAGACAGAGGCUCAGUUAACUUCCAAAAACUGAAUUCUUGUCAAAGUGAAUGUAAACACAUAGUAUCUCAGUGCAGACUUCCAAUAAAUUCUUUUAUAGAAGUAGAAAAUGGAAUUUACUGUAGAGUACAAAAACUUUUUUAAAAACUUGUUUUACAUAUAGUAAUAUUUUCAGUUAAAUUAUUUUGUGCAAUAUUUGGACUUUAUUUUUGAAACUAUUCUUUAAAGAUUUAUUUUUCAAAGCCUCUUUGUUUUUUUUUUGCCUUGAAUAGCACAGGGAUUUAUUACUUAAUCCAUAUAUCAGUAUGGCUACAGAAGGAAAGUGGUGUUUAUAUAUUAUUGUAGACAUACAAGUAAUUGUAUCUAUAAUUUGUAUGUUUGUAUAUAUUGAGAACAUUUAAAGAGUUAAUAUUAACAUUGACACUUUGAAAUCUUUUACACUUCAACAUAUUACUAUUCAUUGCAAAUGUUUUAAGUGUUCAGGUAAAAAAAAACAAACCUGUGGGUGUUCAAUUUUAAACCAAUUCUUUUACUUUAAAAGUCAAAGUCAUAGUGACACUACCUGAAAUUUAAAGAGUGAAUAAUUCAAACAUUAAAAAAAAUCUUUUUAUUUGAAAAUUUACCCAUAUUCCAUAAUUGUGAACAAAUUUUUGGUAUCUUUUGGUACCUAUCCAAGAAAAAUUUAUGCCGGCAUAAUUGGAUAGUGGAAAUUUUUUUUUCUUUUUUUUGGUACCAGGGAUCGAACAUGGGUCCUUGCACUUGGGAGGCAGGCAGCGGAACCGAGCUAAAUCCCUGGCCCCGGAUAGUGGAAAUUUUUACUUAACAAUAAUUAUUUUUUUCUCCCCGGUACUGGGAAUCGAACUCAGGACCUUGCACUUGCCAGGCAGGCACAGCACUAUUGAGCUAAAUCCCUGGCCCAACUUAAUUUGUGAUGGAAUCAGUAGCAUUUAAGUGACUUUGAAGAGCUAUUAUUUUAUUAUCCUAUAAAAAGAACCAAAAAUAAUAAAAUUAAUAACAUAAUUUAUUCUUUUAAAAUAUCUGGUUCACAUUUUGUAAAGUCAGAUUUUUGGCAGAUUAAAUGAUAUUGUAGAAUAUUCACAAUAAAAUAUAAAAAUUAUGCGGUAAUUUAAAUUUGACAUUUUACAAUUUUAUGAAAUUUGUCAUUUUUUUUGUUCUUUGUUUUUUUGAGACAGGGUCUCACUGCGUAGCCCAGGCUGGCCUCACUCGUGGUCCUCCUGCUUCAGCCUCCCAAGUGCUGGGAUUAUAGGCAUGCACCACCAUGCCUGACUCAUUUUUUUCUCAAAGCUUUAAAAAAAAAAAUAGUGUGGAAUAGCUUUAGAAAAUAGCUAUGCCAUCUUCCAAAUAUUUUGUUCAAAAGUUAAUUACCUUCUGUUUUAGACCUGUAAAAUAUUUUGAUACAUUUUUAUUACUGAAAGUUAUUUAACUGACUUUAUAGUAGUCCCACCUUAUCUAUUGUUUUGUUUUCUAUAGUUUCAGUUACCCAUAAUCAGCCACAAUGCAAAAAUAAUAAAUGGAAAUUCUAGAAAUAAACAAUUCAUAAUGUAUAAAUUGUGCAGUACUCUGAAUACUAUGGUGAAAUCUUGAUGUUUUUGCUCCUUUGUUCUUGGGACAUGAAUCAUUCCUUUGUCUAUCACAUCCACGUCCCCUGGGUAGUCACUUAGCCGUCUCAGUUAUCACAUUGAUUUUCACAGAGCUGCAGUGCUUAUAAUCUUUGUUUUACUUAAUAGCCCCAAAGGGCAAGAGUAGAGAAGCUGUGAAGUGAUUCUUUUAAUUGACAAAAUUGUUUGGUUUUUGUGCUAGAAGUUAAACCCAGGGCCUUUGCACUGCUACACACCCCCUCCCUUUCUUUUUUUUUUUUUGAGAUGAGGUUUUGGUAAUUCACCAAAGUACUCAGUCUGGGCUUGAAUUUGUGGUUCUGCUCCUUUUGCCUCCUAGUGUACUACCACCCCUGACUAAGAAAGUGGAAGUUCUUGUUGAAUAUACAAUUUGUAACUGUCCAUGGAUUUAGGCAUCCACUGAGGGUUUUGGGACAUACCCCCAUAGAUAAGGAAGGAUUACUACUAUGCUUGUAAGUGAAAACUUUAAUUUUUAGUUAAAAUUUUAAACAGUAGUACUUCAGAAUAUAGCUACAAAUAAGACUUCUUAAAAGAUCUGGAGAACUUUUCAGAAUAAUUCAAGUGACCUCAUUUUUGUUCCUUUUGUAUUCCAGGCAAUAUUUCUGUCAUUGGAUCUGAUUUGUAGCAUUAAUAAAUAUCAUUUCAGUGAAAGUCAAAUUCAUAAAAUUAAUUAUAUUUUAGUGCUAAAAAGUCUAAUCACUUUCUCGCCCCCUUAAAUAUUGAGGGGCAGAAUGACUUGACUGACAGCAAUAAGAAAUGUACAGAAUUAGAAAAUACAGGAAAUUUAGCUUGCAAAACUAGGAGUUUAGGAAUUAUGCAAAGUUCCUUUAAAACAUCUGUUAGUUAAAAAGGUAAAUCUAUUGCUGAGAAAAGAUUGAAAUAAAACUUUACCUUUCAUUUUCAUGACAUUAAGCAUUUUUUGUAAUCCUUAUUAAAAUUAGUUCAUUUUAAAUUUUAAAAUGUAUUCAACUUAAUUUAUAAAUGACAAGUAACUACUUAAGUUUCAGGCCCUAUAUUACCAUAAAUUAUUCUAACUACAGAUUAAUAGCUGAUAGUCACACUGAUCUUAUUUUGAUUAUGAUACUCUUAGAUCUCUCAAUAUGUUUAUAAGUGGAGAAGGGAUACUGAAUCAGUUUUUUGAAAAACUAUUAAGUAGCAGAAUACUUCUUAAAUAUUGGUUGCUAUGUAUUGCUAUUUGUCAUUAAAACCUCUACCCAUAUUCUAGUAAAAUAAUAUUCAUAUUUUAAUAGACUAAAAAUAGUUUGCAGAUAAAGGGCCAGGGAUUUAGCUCAGUGGUGCCACGCCUGUCUCACAAGCGCAAGGUCCCAGUACUGCAAAAAAAAAAAAAAAAAAGUUUGCAGAUAAAUGUUUCCAUUCUUUUUAUUUUUUUGGUACUGGGGAUUGAACUCAGGACCUUGCACUUGCAAGUCAGGCAGUGGCACCACUGAGCUAAAUCACAGGCCCAGAUGUUUCCAUUCUUAAAAAGAUGCUAUAAAUAAUUUUUAAGAAUAUUAAAAAAUAGUAAAAAAGGCAUGAACAUCUUUUGGUGAUAUGUAGACAGUUAAGUACCCUUACAAUUUCUGGGAGCAUAAUUGGAGACUACCAUUUCUUACUUUUCCUUUGCCUCUUUUUGGAGAACUUCCAAUUGUACAGUUGUUAGCAUGUAGAAUGUGUCAAAUAUAUCUUAUCUUGUGACUUAAAAUAUUAAAAAUGUAGAUAAUUUCUGACUUACAGAAAUGUGAAUUUUUAGUUAAGUAAAUGAAUACAGGAAAAAUUUUUAGCAUUUGAUUUAUUAAAGUUUUAUUUGGAUGCUUUAUUAAAAGCCUUAUGGUACUUAGAAAAUAGUAGCAGAAAAAAUUGCUGUUUUACUACUGUUUAGGAUGUAUAAUUUAUGUUCUGGUAUAUCAUUUUUCAUUUUUAUAUAAAACUAAUUUUCUCUAGGUCUAUAAAAAAUCACAUUUUGUAAAGGGCUAAAAGUAUGAUUUAAAUUAGAUUGAUAAUAUUUUAAUUUUAACUGAAAGAUAAUGUACAUAAGCAUGAAUCUGAUUUUAAUAAAGAUUUAAAAAUAGCAA
Heterocephalus glaber (naked mole-rat) is the source of this 7209-nucleotide messenger RNA. It is a transcript of the gene Tmf1, whose product is annotated as TATA element modulatory factor 1. Lineage: Eukaryota; Metazoa; Chordata; Mammalia; Rodentia; Bathyergidae. The record is from RefSeq and is a predicted model, not a curated record. Gene Ontology annotation, cellular component: endoplasmic reticulum; Golgi apparatus.